AUGGAUCAAAUAUGUGAUGCACUAAAUGAGAUAGAAAAAGGUAAACUCCCUAGUCAACCUCAACAAAUCCAGAAAAGUGCAUUUCAGGCAAGCACGCCAGCUUGCAAUGAGUCCUCACAUAAUCAAGUGAAUGUUGUCACUAUUCUUCGUAGUGGUAAAAUUAUUAAGAACAAUGUAGGUGUACCACAGUCAGAUGAGUCUUAUACAGACUCACAAUUGCACACUACACCACAGAAAACAUCUAGUGUAGAAAAAGAAUCUGAGCAAGAUAGCUACUCUAAGAAUUCUACUGAUGUUAAUAUCCCUGCACCAUCUCAUGUGCCUGUGGCUCCAUUUCCUCAAAAGUUGGUGCAACAAAAGAAAGGUACCCAAUACAAUGAGAUGUUGGAGAUGUUUAAACGAGUCAAUAUAAAUAUUCCUUUCCUCGAAGCAAUCAAGCAGAUACCUGCUUAUGCUAAAUUCUUAAAAGAUCUAUGCACACAAAAGCGAAAACUUCAUAUGCAUAAGCGUGCCUUUCUCACUGAGCAGAUGAGUUCAAUCAUUCCAAAUAAAACACCACACAAGUUUAAAGACCCAGGUAGUCCAACUAUCACAUGCACUAUAGGUGACCAUACAAUCGAUAGAGCUUUGUUAGACUUAGGUGCAAGUGUGAACCUUUUUCCAUAUUCUGUAUAUGAGCAAUUAGGUCUUGGGGAGCUGAAACCCACUCCUGUUAAGCUGCAAUUAGCGGACAGACCUGUAAAGAUCCCUCGUGGUAUUGUUGAAGAUGUCGUAAUCAAGGUUGACAAAUUUUAUUUUCCUGUGGAAUUCUUUGUGUUGGAUAUUCAACCUGUGCAAAACCCAGAUUGUCACAUUCCUGUAAUUUUAGGAUGUUCUUUCCUGGAGACAACUGAACGUUUUAACAUUAGUCAACAACCCUUGGAUUGCGAUGAUUCUGAAUUGCAUGAGAUUAAUAUGAUUGAGAGUCUGAUUCAAGACUCAUUGCCUGACAUCUUAUCUAUGAAUCCUUUGCAAGCAUGUUUAGACAAUUUUGACUUAGAUCUUUUUUAUUCUGAGUAUAUUACUGAAGUCUACUCUUUGCUUGAAUCUGUACCACCCAUGGAUAUUGCUAAAUGUCAGACUGUUGUGGAACCACUUCCACUUUCUGAUUCCAAGUCUGAACCACCUCUUGUCAAAUCACCUAAGCUUGAUUUGAAACCAUUGCCUGACACUUUGAAAUAUGCUUUCUUAGGUUCUUCUGAUACCUUGCAUGUUAUUAUUGCAUCAUGCUUAGACACAGAACAUGAAAGUAAAUUUUUUAGAAGUUAUUAA
Molecule: messenger RNA, 1311 nt
Organism: Papaver somniferum (opium poppy)
Lineage: Eukaryota; Viridiplantae; Streptophyta; Magnoliopsida; Ranunculales; Papaveraceae
Exons: 2
Coding region: 1-1311 (436 amino acids)
Source: RefSeq, a predicted model, not a curated record